Zootoca vivipara (common lizard) is the source of this 1467-nucleotide messenger RNA. RefSeq names its product F-box and leucine rich repeat protein 12 (gene FBXL12). Gene Ontology annotation, molecular function: protein binding. Gene Ontology annotation, cellular component: SCF ubiquitin ligase complex. The record is from RefSeq and is a predicted model, not a curated record. Gene Ontology annotation, biological process: SCF-dependent proteasomal ubiquitin-dependent protein catabolic process. Lineage: Eukaryota; Metazoa; Chordata; Lepidosauria; Squamata; Lacertidae.
AUGUCCACCAGAGAAAAGAGGCCUCUGCCCCUCGACGCAAGAGACUCAUGUGUGCAGACCAAGCUUUUGUUUUUAAGCAGCCAUUCCGGGACACGUGACCAACUCAGCGCAGCGUCUUGGAGGCCCCGGGAGAGCCCGCGUCUCGGAGGCGGCACUGGCGGCGCCGAGCUCUUUCCAGGUGCAGAGCAUCCGCGGGGGUUGCCUUCCAGCCCCCACCUUCCCCAGCCAGCAGGGCCAGAGGCGGCCCGGUCUCGGGUCUCGUGUCUCGUGUCUCGGGCCCCGGAGUAUCCCCGCUUGCCGCCCCCGAACCUACCUGAAUUCAGCGGACUCUUGACAGCCGGAGAUCAGGCGGAAACGGAAGCAACGCGUGACACACGCACGCACCGGAAGAGGAAUCACCGAGAGCUACUUCCGGCGGACCCUCUCCGAGAGGAAGCGGAAGCGAGGCCGGACCAGCCUACGGAAGGAACCAACGGCGGCGGAAUGGAGCGGCAAGGCCUCUGCGCCCUCCCGGACUCGCUCCUGCUCCGGAUUCUGGAGUGCCUGCCGCCGAGCGACCGGCUGGGCGGGGCCCGGGUCUGCAGGCGAUGGCGUCGCUUGGUGCGGGACAAAUUGCUGUGGAGAUACUUGGACCUAACUCCUUACAAGAUGUCCUCCAAGGUCCUAUGGCACUUGCUGCGGAACAAUCUUCGAGGCAGCCUGCAGACGCUGAAGGCACGGGGAUCCCUCCACUCCAUUCGCAAGCAAGAAGUUUUUACCCCAGCACUAAUGCAGGCCUUGGGCAGGCAAUGCCCCAAUCUCCACCGCCUGUGCCUGACAGAGACAGACCUUCGCUCCCUCUCCUAUGAUUGCAUCCCUUCCUCUGUCACGACCCUGGAACUGAGCUCCUGUGAGAUCCCUUCCCUGUGGUUCCAAGUGUCUGAAGCCUCGAAGACCUGCCCUGUCUUUCCACAGAUUCAGCACCUUGUAAUCCAGAAUGUCCCUGCCUUCUCCAGCCAGCACCUACUGAACAUCUCCAUCCAGGGCAAUCUCAGGACUCUGGUCCUGUCCAAGGCGUACCGGAUAACUGUUGAAGGUUUCCAGGCAGCAGCAGCACACCUAGGAGGCCUAGAGCACCUCACCCUGCGUCACUGUAGCAUUGGCAAUUUACUCACACCUGUCAUUGCGUUCCACAUGCGGCACCUGCAAAGUUUGGACCUCGGGGACAAUCCUUCUCUGGAGAGCAGAGGUCUUUCUUGUUUAAGCAGCUUACUAGACUUGGAGGACCUCUGCCUGCAGUCCUGCUGCAAGCUUUCCUCAGAAGCCAUUGUGGCCGUUUGCCAGAAAUUGCCCCGGCUCAGACAUCUUGAUAUAAGGGGGUUAGAGUUCCAGGAUCAGGUGAUCCACAAAAUCCAGGCGGAUUUGCCAGGCUGUGUUGUGACAAGUGCUGUCUCCCUUGGAGAUUCCAGUGUGGUGUCUACACCGUGA